UUUCGGACCAAACCUUAGAGAGUACUUAGAAAACAAAACAUGAUCAAAACGACGAAUUCCACAAGAGUCUCCGCGGCUCUCACGAUCAUCCUUCUCCUCGCGGGUUCGGACCACGCGUUCAAGAUUUGGCCCGACACUUACGUCACGAUCACCGACGACGUCGCUGGAGGCGUGGCCCUGACCGUGCACUGCAAGUCCAGGGACGACGAUCUCGGGACACACGUUCUGCAGUCGUGGAAAUCCACACUCUUCUACUGCAGGUUUGCAUGGACGAAAGAGGUCAGAUGGUUCGAUAUAUACGUGUCGUCGAGAGAUCAAGAUGAGUGCACCAAGUGCAAUUGGUCUAUCAGAGCAGACGGUCCGUGCAGGAUCGGGAAAGGUGGCAAGUGUUAUCAAUGGAACAAGUCUGCAAGUUUACAAACUUUGAAAUAUUAAGUGUUACAUAUAAUUUAACCCCAAAAAAAAAAAAUUGAAAGAUCGAAUAAUAAAAAAAAGAUUUUGUGUGGCAUUCACUGUAUAUUGGGUUACA
This is a messenger RNA of Tarenaya hassleriana, 529 nucleotides long. RefSeq lists its product as uncharacterized. NCBI's taxonomy places the organism in Eukaryota, Viridiplantae, Streptophyta, Magnoliopsida, Brassicales, Cleomaceae. The record is from RefSeq and is a predicted model, not a curated record. The transcript has a single exon. The coding region runs from base 40 to 435 and encodes 131 amino acids.